AUGCUGGCGUUCAUGUUUCUGUACUUGCUAUGCGAGUACAUGGAAAUGAAGAAGUUGGGUUUUAAGUCUUGGCUUAAGGGAGGUUGGACGAUAUUUCUGUUGUUUCAUCUUCUUGUAUUGUUUGGCUUGCUAUCCGCGUUUGCCGCUGUACAAUUCAUUGCGGUUUUGGCCCCCGAAAUUAAGACAGCGGUAGCAGGUGAUGGGUAUUACAACAUUUUGGAAGCGCCCAGCGCGAUCAGCGGAUCGGGAUUUUUCCAGCUGGUCGAUAACUACUACAGUUUGUUCCGUGCAAACGAUGCAGCUCAACAGGCAUGCAUUAUUUUCGGUUCACUCACCGGACUGACAGGGUGCGUUCUGGUAACAAGGUUGAUCCCUGCUACUGCAGGCAUCGGAACCAAGUCUUUGCAAAUGACAUUUCACAAAGUUAAGUUCUACAUAGUGGCUUCGAGCGUAGGAAUGUUGGCCAUCGUCCUCGUCUUCGUCUCUCUUGGAAACAUAUCAUUCGGCGUUGUCACUCGCAGCUUUACCGGCUACUACGAAAGGCAGGCUCACACCACGUUAACCCUAUCGUUAGCACAAGCUUUCGCCUUCGCUCCUAGAUUUACUUCAUUGGAAUAUGACGGACAACAAAAAGGGGGAAUCGACUUAACGACAUCCGCCGCUUUCCUCUUAGGCGGGACACUUGGAAACUACAAUCUCUACACGAUGACAUCUGUCAAUCCUAUACUUGCUGGAAUAUUUUUCGUGCCUCUGUUUUUGGUCUUCUCUGCCUUUGGAUUUACCGUCGUAACUGCAGUUGUGCUGAGGAAGUACGACUUCUGUGCCGAAUCAGUGCAACAAGGCGUCAUCAAGUACAAACUCGGAGGACAGGAUGUCUUUCGUACGCGGUACGAGUGGUUAGUGCACAGCGUGAAAUCGGGCUGCACCGGUUUCUGGAAGGCCGUGACUGGCUGUUGGAAAACUCAAAGGGUGGCGCUCCUUGAUGAGCCCGCUAACCAUGGGCUGGAUGAUGAUAUUGAAGAGGCCAGAAAGCUUAAAGAAAAGAAAAAGGCGAAACGGAGAUUGCGCUUUUUGGGCAAAAAAAAAGGAAAAGAUUUUUACAGGCGUGAACAACAUGAAGAGGAAGAACGAUCGUCAGUCGAGGAAGAUGACAACUCACCCCCCCAAUACCCCCCGUGGGUUUGGAAUGUAAUUGGCAUGGAAGAUCCCCGGAACAAAUACGCAUUUCAGAGUGGAGAUGAACGAGAGUUCUACGUGGACCCAGCAAGCAUAGGCGCAUACUCCAGGACAUACGGGCGUUUCAGCGGAUUUAACGUGGCUGGCGUAACAGACAGGUCGAAUUGGUAUUUCACGCCGGAUAUCCCAUGUACCCACUUGGCAGAAGAUCCUGCCCCCUCUGUUGCUAAGGUAUACGUUCUUGUAAGGAACCAAAUUCAGGAAGAUCACGAAGAUGCUUGGAAGAAGCUCUUUGUAAUCGCGUUCGUGGCCAUCAUAGUCGCUACUGUCAGUUUGCAAGUGAGUUCGAAGGAAAUGCCGAGUCGUCCUCUUGACCCACCACGACUUCCUGGCGGAGAUUACAGCUCUCUUUGCGAAUAA
Molecule: messenger RNA, 1596 nt
Organism: Eimeria mitis
Lineage: Eukaryota; Apicomplexa; Conoidasida; Eucoccidiorida; Eimeriidae
Exons: 5
Coding region: 1-1596 (531 amino acids)
Source: RefSeq, a predicted model, not a curated record